CAGUGCCGGCGUCGAGUGUCGCUGGAAAUAGAAGAAAAAGCAGAGAUUGUGGAAGAGAAAGAAGAAGCAGAACAAGCCGGUUGCCAGGGCGAGAGAAGGAGAGCCAGAGAGCCAGCGUGCAGCAGGACAACAGACGGCCUCUUGUUGCAGGCGAUCUUUUUGUGCUCCUGUCGUCGGGCUGGAAAUGGUAGUCGCAAAGGGCCAUGUCUCCACAAGGCAGGAGUCACGUGCGCUUAA
Messenger RNA from Bipolaris oryzae ATCC 44560, 237 nucleotides. RefSeq lists its product as uncharacterized. The transcript has a single exon. The record is from RefSeq and is a predicted model, not a curated record. The annotation marks the transcript as partial. NCBI's taxonomy places the organism in Eukaryota, Fungi, Ascomycota, Dothideomycetes, Pleosporales, Pleosporaceae.